AACAAAUUAAGCUGAGAAAUGAAAGGAAAGAGAGGAAACAAGUAUGUCACUGUUCCCCAAUUUUCUGUGCUUAGAGUGAAGCAUUUCGAAACAGCAAGACACAAUGCCUUCGGCUCAAGAUCCAUUCUACGUUGUCAAGCAAGAAAUUCAAGAAUCUAUUGAUAAGCUACAAUCUACGUUUCACCAAUGGGAAAAGACUGCUGAUGCUGGCGAGCGAUCCAAUCUAUCAAAGGAAGUUCUUGGUAGUUGUGAAAGCAUUGAAUGGCAGAAAGGUGGAUGAAUUGGACAAAGCAAUUUCUGUAGCCUCUAGAGAUCCUUCUUGGUAUGGCAUUGAUGAAGUGGAGGUUGAAAACCGGAGGAAGUGGACCAGUGAUGCUCGCACCCAGGUGAGCACAGCAAAGAAAGCAGUGCAAGCUGGAAAGGGCUUAAACAAUGCUAGUCUAAAUGGGAUGCACAAGGAAUUAAUGAGGCUUCCUAGUUCUCAUCAAACUACAUCUAACCAAUAUGCUGCCCAGGAUAAUGAUGAUUUCAUAGAGUCAGAAUCGGACAGGCAGAUGCUUCUUAUAAAGAGACAAGAUGAGGAGUUGGAUGAGCUUAGUUUAAGUGUACAAAGAAUAGGAGGUGUUGGACUUACUAUACAUGAAGAGCUCCUUGCACAGGAAAAGAUUAUUGAUGAACUGGGUAAUGAGAUGGACAGUACAUCUAAUCGCCUAGAUUUUGUCCAAAAAAAGGUGGCAAUGGUCAUGAAGAAGGCUAGUGCAAAGGGCCAGAUCAUGAUGAUAUUGGGUUUGCUGGUGCUGUUUAUUUUCCUCUUUAUCUUGGUUUUCUUCACCUAGUUAUUGAGACGAACCUUGUCAAUGCUCUGUUUGUACAUGGAAAAAGAUCUAAAGCUUCUGUGAAGAUACAAGAUUAUUGGGAGAUUCAAUAUGUUUAAAAAAUGAAUGGAAGCCUCUUUGGUUUGUCAAAGGCAGUAGAAAAUUUUGAUUAUGAUGAAAAGAGAAGCGAUGUACUUGGAAACUUGGAAAUAUCAGAAGAGGAUUUUGUUUCUGAACAAGAUGGAUUACAAAUGUGAUUUAAAUUAGUUGUAUUCGUUUUAAAGAUGAUUUAACCCUGCAUAUAAUGUUUGAUGUGGUUUUUUUUUUUUUUAUAACGACAGCGUGGUGUUUUGAAUUUAUACUUUCAUGACUGUACCAAAAUAGCUUAUGAUCUAUCUUCAUACAAAUCAACCCAUUAUUUACCUGCU
Molecule: messenger RNA, 1243 nt
Organism: Glycine soja
Lineage: Eukaryota; Viridiplantae; Streptophyta; Magnoliopsida; Fabales; Fabaceae
Product: syntaxin-61-like
Exons: 7
Coding region: 204-836 (210 amino acids)
Biological process (GO): intracellular protein transport; Golgi vesicle transport; vesicle fusion
Cellular component (GO): SNARE complex; membrane; endomembrane system
Molecular function (GO): SNARE binding; SNAP receptor activity
Source: RefSeq, a predicted model, not a curated record